UUUCCCCAAACGAAACAAAACGGUUGAUAUAUACGUUGAAGUGGACAUAAAUUGGUUAGUGAAAAUAAUAAUAAAAAUAACUUGAUUACUUAGUUAUAUAAUAUGAUUCGACGACGUUAGGUUAUUAAAAACAUAUAUACGAAUACGACGUAGACGAAUAAGACAUAGAGAGAAGGUGCUUUCCUUUGCAUCGGGGACACGUGGUAUUAUAGAAGGACCAUUUACACAAAGAGAAGAGUCACACCACUUCCUCGAGCUGGGCCGGCUUGUAGGUCCCCCACAUAAGAUCCUCGGUCCCAUGGCUCCCACUUGUAACUUGUAACAAGACUCUCUUCUCUCUCUCUAAAUACUAACCAAGGUUAUUAGCUUGUGCUUCUAUAAAAGCCACCUCUUGGUCUUCGCAUCUUUCCCACACUAACUCUCUAUCUCUCUCGUCUCUUCGAACACUUCAAAAAACAUAGCAACUUCACUUCUUCUUCUUCUUCCUUCCUCGUAGUUUCUCGUUUGAUCCCAUUCUCUUUUACCUCCUCCUCUGUUCUGAACAUCCCCUGUUUUUAAUAAAAUGGUGAGCCAAAACGUUGUCGUAUCAGACGCCAAGACCGGGAUCAUAACGGUCUCUACAGUCUCUAACUCCUCUGUCUUUACUCCUUCCGCUCAAAAACCACCGACUGCUCCUGGUUACAUCUCAAUCUCCAAGAAAAAACUCCUCAAAAACCUUGAAAUCAAUGGGGCUCAAAGUCAAAGACUUAACUCUUGGGUUGACUCCAUGAGAGCUUCUUCUCCUACCCAUCUCAAAUCACUUUCUUCUUUCUCUUCCGAAGAAGAACACAACUCUUGGAUCAAACGACAUCCAUCAGCGCUUGACAUGUUCGAAAGAAUCAUCGAAGAAGCAAGAGGAAAACAGAUCGUCAUGUUUCUUGAUUAUGACGGUACUCUUUCUCCGAUAGUCGAUGAUCCAGACAGAGCCUUCAUGACUAGCAAGAUGAGAAGGACAGUGAAAAAAAUGGCCAAGUGUUUUCCAACUUCUAUUGUUACUGGUAGAUGCAUAGACAAGGUUUAUAGCUUUGUGAAGCUAGCAGAAUUGUAUUAUGCUGGAAGCCAUGGGAUGGAUAUUAAAGGUCCAACUAAAGGUUUCUCAAGAUACAAUAAGGAUAAACCAUCAGUUCUUUAUCAACCAGCCGGCGACUUUCUUCCCAUGAUCGAUGAGGUUUAUAAACAAUUAGUGGAGAAAACCAAAUCAACACCAGGAGCCAAAGUGGAGAACAACAAGUUCUGUCUUUCUGUGCACUUCCGUUGUGUCGACGAGAAGAAAUGGAGCGAAUUGGCUUUAAAAGUUCGGUCGGUGGUCAAGAACUAUCCGACGCUGAAACUGUCUCAAGGUCGAAAGGUUUUUGAAAUCCGACCUAUGAUUAAAUGGGACAAAGGCAAGGCUCUUGAGUUUUUGUUAGAGUCACUCGGAUUUGAGAACUGUAACGAUGUAUUUCCGAUUUACAUUGGCGAUGAUAAAACCGAUGAAGAUGCAUUCAAGCUGCUACGGGAGAGAGGACAAGGCUUUGGUAUUCUUGUCUCCAAGUUCCCCAAAGAUACCAGUGCGUCGUAUUCUUUGCAAGACCCACCUCAGGUGAUGAAUUUCUUGCAACGGUUGGUGGACUGGAAACAAAUGCAGCAAUAAACGUGGAAGGCGCAAUGAAGUACAUUUAGUAGUUUUUUUAAAUAAAAUGAUCAUAUUCAUAACUAUAGGUCCAUAUAUUCAUAACUAUA
Messenger RNA from Arabidopsis lyrata subsp. lyrata, 1761 nucleotides. Its product is annotated as probable trehalose-phosphate phosphatase J. The coding region runs from base 563 to 1672 and encodes 369 amino acids. Gene Ontology annotation, biological process: trehalose biosynthetic process. The transcript is spliced from 11 exons. The record is from RefSeq and is a predicted model, not a curated record. Gene Ontology annotation, molecular function: trehalose-phosphatase activity. NCBI's taxonomy places the organism in Eukaryota, Viridiplantae, Streptophyta, Magnoliopsida, Brassicales, Brassicaceae.